Messenger RNA from Chelonoidis abingdonii (Abingdon island giant tortoise), 861 nucleotides. RefSeq names its product chromosome 3 C8orf74 homolog (gene C3H8orf74). The record is from RefSeq and is a predicted model, not a curated record. NCBI's taxonomy places the organism in Eukaryota, Metazoa, Chordata, Testudines, Testudinidae.
AUGGCGGCCUUAUCAGCAGAGGGGGUAAGGAGAAUCUGUGAGCUUCAGAGGGAAGAAGGGCGCCAGUGCCUGAGAGCGCUGCUGCGAUGGAAGGAGUUUGAUGAUGUUGGGGACCUGAGGCGCAGCAUAGAGCUCGACAGCAUUUACAGCAGCAUUGUGUUCGCUGUGGAGAAAGGGCUGUCCUGGCCUGCAGUCGUGGAAGCGGGAAAGCUUGCAGAAGAGCUGCUGAACGACACCAAAGGUUUGUCUGUUUCUCAGGCCAUCUGUGUCCUAAGGGAUAAACUCGUGGCAUGUGAGCCAAAGCUGAGUCCAUUCAAACCGUGUGUCUUGUGUGAAUACUUCUAUCACACGCUCAUCAGGCACUACCAGCUCUACCAGUUUGUGCUAUGUCGGGAGAGAGACGUUGAUCAGACGUCUGCCCACCUAGAAAUCUGUGUGCCACCACAGCCUCUGCCACUGACGACAGGCGUUGAUGCUGAAGUCUGGCACUAUCAGCAGCAGCUGGCUGCCCUCUCAGCCGCUGAGGUCCAAAAACGUACCAACAUGCUGCUCCUCCGAGAGACGCUACACCGGGAGAGGGAGCAUAUGUUGCAAAGAGCAUAUCAUGAUCUGCAAUCGCGAGCAGAGAUCCUAGACAGACAGAUUUUGGAUACCCUAGUGAAAGAAGUGAUCGGGACCCAGAUCCAAGCUCUCCGUGAGAUCCUGCAGACUGAGAUCCAGACCACCUUCGAGAUCCUGGACCUGAGACUCCAGAAGAGGGCCCUGAUCCUGAACCCUCCUGUCCCUUACCCCCCACCCCCCCUUCUUGAAGAACGAGCAAAGAAGUCAACCAAAGCUCAGCUGCAGAAAAAGAAGAAGUGA